Arabidopsis arenosa is the source of this 1079-nucleotide messenger RNA. The record is from the annotation of a GenBank genome assembly. NCBI's taxonomy places the organism in Eukaryota, Viridiplantae, Streptophyta, Magnoliopsida, Brassicales, Brassicaceae.
AACUUUGAUCUUCUCUCUUUUACUGAAAGUUUUUGUUUCGAAUCGAUUGAAGUUUUAUCUAUGAGUUUUGGAUCUGUAUUGUUAGCAAAGUUGGGAGGUUUUUGAGUAACGGAGCUUAUGGUUUGGUGUAACCAUUGUGGGAAGAUAGUUCCCGGAACACGUCCUUAUGAUGGUACAUUGGCAUGUGAUUUAUGUGGGAGGAUAUUGGAAAAUUUCAACUUUUCUAGUGAAGUUACCUUUGUUAAGAAUGCAGCUGGACAAUUCAUAAAUGUUGUUGGUAGGUCGGAUCCUCGUGCUUUCCAGCGAGCAGAGAAAGAGAGAAUGGGAAAAGAUUCUAGAGAAGAAAACGAGGGAGGAAUUGAGAAAAGUGAAGGAGAAACAGAUGGGGAUGAUAGACAUGCUGAAGAUUCGGAUGAAGUAGGCAAUCUUUUUGACAUCGGAGAUGUUGAGGUGAAGGGCUGUUUUCUCACAAAGCAUGAAAAGAUCUUGACGAAAAUCUCAUGGGAAUUAAUUAACAGAGACAAUCUUGAGAAGCAAGCAGCUAAGGAAGCAGCUCUGAAGACGGCUAGUGAAGCUUUAAAUGCGAGCAAUGCUAAUUGCUCAGAAUACGCAAGAAAUCUUGUCGAGACUUCUAAAGCAGAUGUGAAAAAUUCUAGAAAGGAACAGCGACAAAAAGGGGCUAUGGAAGCGAAGAACGCGCCUCCCUCAGCCACAGCCAUGGAAGCUGUUCACAGAACACUUGAGAAAAGGCCAUUUGAGAAAUCACCUAAGAGAUCGAAACCAAGACAGCCAUGGAGGAGAAGAUGGAAUUGAAGAGCAAUGAACAUGAGAAUGGUGACAAUGACGAAGAGAUGAGCGUAUAAUAUAGAUAAAUGUUGUGCAUAGAAAACAUAAUGCUGAGUUUUCCACCAAAGUCCAUUGUUCUGUGCCCCAUGUUAUAUACCUUCAUUAGUUAAGAGAUUAAUGUAGCCAGUCAUAUUGGUAGAAGUUACUUGCUUUUAGAAAACUUCUGAGUCAGAAAGUCUUGAGUCUUUACACUCUGUUGGGUACAAUGAGAUUAAUCAAGGCUACUAUGGUUU